AGGAUGGAGGCCGUGCUGUCCGAUCCGGUGGAUACGGGGGAUCUGUUGAAGUUCGAGAAGAAGUACCUGGCGGAGCGCAAAAGCGGCUCGUUGAGUAAAGGGACUCAGUUCGAAUACGCCUGGUGCCUGAUCCGCAGCAAGUACACCGACGACAUCAAGAAAGGGGCCCGAAUCCUAGAGGAUCUCUUACCGAAAGGGAAUAAAGAGGAGCAGAGAGACUAUCUGUUCUACCUGGCGGUGGCGCAUUACAGGUUAAAGGAAUAUGAGAAAGCGCUGAAAUACGUGCGCACCCUCCUGAGCACCGAGCCAAACAACACCCAGGCCCUGGAACUGGAGAAGGUCAUUGAGAAGGCCAUGCAGAAAGAUGGACUGGUCGGCAUGGCGAUCGUUGGUGGAGUGGCUCUGGGCGUGGCAGGGCUAGCUGGCCUUAUUGGAUUGGCUAUCUCCAAGGCCAAAUAAAGGAGGUCACCACAGAAAAGCCUUAUUUUGCACUAAUUGUGUAACCCUUGGUCACCCUGCUUCAAUAACGGGGGGAAAAAGCCAAACGAUGUGUCUGUCCCCCCGAGCCGGCUCUUAUGCGCCGGCUAUUAAUUUAUUUACCGCCCUGAUUGCAGCGCCAUCCAAUGUUCAGCUUCAUACGUCUUCACUCCCAGCAGAUUCCAUGGUUCUUCCUUUUAAUGUUCUACAAUAAUCGAGACACUUCAUCGCUUCAGUUCCUUUCUUUUUACAUUUCUGUAUAUAUAAUAUAUUCCUUCCGUCUCUGAGAGGAGCAGUUUGGAUCUAAUAAAGAUUCUUUCUAA
Messenger RNA from Xenopus tropicalis (tropical clawed frog), 800 nucleotides. It is a transcript of the gene fis1, whose product is annotated as fission, mitochondrial 1. Gene Ontology annotation, cellular component: mitochondrial outer membrane; peroxisomal membrane; mitochondrion. Gene Ontology annotation, biological process: mitochondrion organization; mitochondrial fission. NCBI's taxonomy places the organism in Eukaryota, Metazoa, Chordata, Amphibia, Anura, Pipidae. The record is from RefSeq and is marked validated.